This is a messenger RNA of Apiotrichum porosum, 1119 nucleotides long. RefSeq lists its product as uncharacterized. The transcript is spliced from 5 exons. Bases 1 to 1119 code for a protein of 372 amino acids. NCBI's taxonomy places the organism in Eukaryota, Fungi, Basidiomycota, Tremellomycetes, Trichosporonales, Trichosporonaceae. The record is from RefSeq and is a predicted model, not a curated record.
AUGUGUCGCCGCAGGAUGCUCAAUCUUGGCGUGCUCCACCAUUCUGCUCACCUCGGCAUGGGUCUACUCGGUCCCUUCGGCGCGAAGCUUGCUGGACCGGACCUGGAGUUCUGGUACGGCAGUAUCUCCAUUUUCGUUGGGUUCUUCGUGCCCAUUGUCCCGGCCGCACUUGGCCACUUUGGUUGGGACCCUGUCCUGGAUGUAUGUUGGAUCCAGGCUAGCGAUGACAGGUCCCGGAUGCGAAACCUUGUCCUCGACCUCACUCUUGUGACCCUCUUCCGUCAAGGACGUGCCACCGCCCGCGCUCUGUCCAGCGGUGAAUCUUUCAACCUCACCAUGAGUGGUGAGGAGACGCUCACCGAUGCUGCCGGGAAUGAUCUACCGUCACCAAAGAUUGGUGGUCCCAUCGGGCGGUGCCUCGUCCGCCGGCGCAUCUCUAAAAACCGCAGGAAUCAGUUUGGGCAUCUAGAGGAUCGCUUUGUGGGCAUCGCAGUGAGAAUUGCCGCAUACCCCGUUGCCCUAGCUAUCGCGCUGUUUGACCUGGAUACCGACUCACCGGAAGAGAAGGACGAAAGGGUUGCUGCGGCAGCCGCGAAGUCCCCUUCAAAGUGGACAUUCUGGAAGCAAUCGAGACCUGGACCACAAAUCUUGCCGACGUCCUCACCGCGCGCCUCCGAACAACAAGGCUUCUCUAGCCAGUUUGCCGGUGUCCCUGUCGAUGCCCUACCGUCUGGCCUCGACGACGUUGCCGACGAUAUUGUGCAGCCGGCAGUUCUCGCAGAGUCUCAGGCAGUGGACGCCAUGGAGCGCAUGCUCGCCGAGCCAUCACCGACAAACCCAGAGCCAACGUCUCUAAACUUGGCGGAUCGGCUAAAAGCUAUAGACAAGCUUCAACGCCGCAUGGGCAGUGUUGGGGGCUCGCCCAGUGGCACCCCGUCAAGGGAAUUGUCGCGCGCACCGUCCCGGGCCUACAGCGUGCUUCCAGGACGAAUAAUCAGUCGUGAAGAACCAUUGGGACUCACUUCACAGGCGAGAAACCGCAGCAGACAGCAGAGCCACGGUGACCGCCGUCGCCCUUCGGUUGUUGGGCCACGGGUGUGCGUACACCUCGAACAUUAG